Arachis duranensis is the source of this 729-nucleotide messenger RNA. RefSeq lists its product as uncharacterized. Lineage: Eukaryota; Viridiplantae; Streptophyta; Magnoliopsida; Fabales; Fabaceae. Bases 1 to 729 code for a protein of 242 amino acids. The transcript has a single exon. The record is from RefSeq and is a predicted model, not a curated record. Gene Ontology annotation, biological process: DNA repair; telomere maintenance. Gene Ontology annotation, molecular function: DNA helicase activity.
AUGACUAAAAAAUUAGCAUUUGAAGCGCUUGAUAGGACAUUACGUGAUAUAAUGGAUUCGGUGUUUGAUAGGAAAAAAAAUUUAUCUUUCGGUGGGAAAGUAGUUGUUCUUGGUGGUGAUUUUAAGCAAGUGUUGCCAAUCAUUCCAAAGGGUUCUAGUGUUGAAGUUGUGAUGGCUUCCAUAAAUUCUUCUGUUCUUUGGAAAUAUUGCAAAGUUUUAAGAUUAACAAAAGAUAUGAGGUUAGCAAGUGGAUUGGAACAAUCAACUGCUCAGGAGUUAAGGUCCUUUUUAGAUUGGAUACUUCAAAUCAGUGAAUGUCAAUAUGAAAUUGUGAUCAAUGAUAAAAUUUCUGUUGAUAUUUCUUCUAUUCUAAUCAUUCUUGUUUUGCAAAAUCCAGUUGAAGAUAUAAUAAAUACAAUUUAUCCGAAUUUGGUUCAGAAUUUUCAUAAUCCAAGUUUUUUCCAGGAUAAGGCAAUACUGUCUCCGACUGUCGAGAAUGUUGAAGAGAUAAAUAAUUAUAUAGUUGACUUGUUGCCUGGUGAGGAGAAAAAUUAUCUCAGUGCUAAUUUGAUAUGUGGUAGCGAUGCCUAUUCUAAUGUUGAUAUUGAUUGGAUAAAUGUUGAAUUCUUGAAUCAAAUUAGGUGUUCUGGUUUACCUAAUCAUUCGUUGAAGUUGAAAAUAGGUGUGCCUAUUAUUUUGUUGAGGAAUAUUGAUCCAGCUGGUGGUUAG